UUUUCCUUAUAAUCCAAUAAUCAUUAAUAUAACAGUUCGAUAAUUUGUUAAAAUUACAUGAGCAAUAUUGGUCUCAUUUGAUAGAUCAUGAAAAAAAAAUACAAGAUUUAUAAAAAUCAGAUAUGAAAUAAAAAAGUUAUUACAUUUUUUAACAACCAAAAGAAUAAAAAAUAAUGCAUCCUAGUGUUAUUUUUGUUACGGAGCUUGCCAAAAAUAAAGACUGAUAUACGCUUCUCGCCUUAAUGUCGGUGAUACCGUAUAAUUUGCCUGUCAAGACCAUUCGAUUGACGACAAGAAAAUGCUGAGCUGUCAAAAACCAAACCUUUAAACACCAUUAAGUUAUGUCUGCAAUUGGAAGACCCGUCAAGACCCUACCCACACCCAACAAUGGCUUCUGCAGCCGAAAUCAUCGGCAUCAAUAUAGAAACUUUUGCUCUGUUCAUAUUACCAGUUCUACUCCUUUAUACCCUGUGGCGGCUUAACUACGGAAAUCCAAUCGAGCCAGUUAGCCCGUUACCGCCGGGACCUUUCGGUUUGCCGGUAGUCGGAUACCUGCCGUUUCUCCGACCAGAUCUUCACCACCAGUUCACAGAACUCGCCGGAAAGCACGGCCCCAUAUUCAAGCUUCAACUAGGAAGCCGGCUGUGCAUGGUGGUGAGCUCUCCGUCCCUUGUGAAAGAGAUCGUUCGCGAUCAAGAUGCAAUUUUCGGUAACCGCCACGCGACAGCGGCGGCACUGAUAGCCACGUACGGCGGCCGUGACAUCGCCUUUGCGCCCCUCGGCAAUCACUGGCGCGCAGCCCGGAAGAUUUUUGUCCGGGAGAUGCUGAGUAGCAAGAACAUCAGAGCCUGCCAUGAUCACCGGCGAGAAGAGGUAAGAAAAGCGAUCAGAAGUGUGAAGUCAAAAUCCGGUCAAGCUGUGAACGUCGGGGAAUUGGCUUCUUUGACUGAGAUGAAUGUAGUGACGAGAAUGAUUAUGGGGAGUACCUUAGGAUCUAACGAAGAAAAGCGUGAGAAAGUUGGGGAAAUGUUUAGGGAGGUGAUGCGCAAAUUUGUGGCCAUACUUGGGGAUCCUAAUAUCUCUGACUUUUUCCCAUGGCUGGAAAGGUUUGACCUGCAGAGAAUUCAGAGAAAGACGGCGGGUUGUAGGAGACAUUCUUGAACCCAUCCUUGAAGAAGGGGAAAAAUUGUUUCUGAGAAGUCUAAGAUAGGUGGGAGGAAGGAUGGAGAUGAGAAGGAUUUUAUGCAGAUUCUCUUAGAGCUGAAGGCUGGUGAAGCUGGCAAAUUCCUGGAUUUAGGUGCAAUCAAAGCCAUCUUGGAGGAUAUAGUGAUAGGGGGGACAGACACAACUGCAACGACAGUGGAGUGGGUCAUGGCAAUGCUUCUUGACGAUCUAGAGGUCAUGAAACAGGUCCAAAAUGAGUUGGAGCAGAUAGUUGGAAUGAACUCUACUGUGGAAGAACUCCAUUUACCCAAGCUUACCUACUUGGAUGCUGUUGUGAAGGAAACUUUGCGUCUGCAUCCUCCGCUCCCACUCCUCGUCCCCAGGUGUCCAACCGCAACUUCACAAGUGGGCGGCUACACAAUCCCAAAGGGCACUAGGGUCUUUCUGAAUACGUAUGCCCUGCACAGAGAUCCUCAGCUUUGGGACAAUCCGUUGAAGUUCAUGCCUGAAAGGUUCCUCUGUCCAGGCUUGGAUUACACUGGGAAUGAUUAUCGGUUUCUUCCGUUUGGGUCGGGAAGGAGAAUCUGUGCUGGGAUUCCCCUGGCUGAGAAAAUGUUGCUGUACAUUUUGGCCUCGUUGUUGCAUUCCUUCAACUGGCGGCUUUCUGAAGGGGAAAAGCUGGAUUUGUCGGAUGGGUUCGGAAUAGUCACUAGGAAGAAGACUCCUUUGAUUGCUGUCCCAACUCCGAGGUCAUCCAACUCUGAGCUUUAUUAUUAAAGCUCGAAGAAUCAUGCCUUAAUGAAAUAACUGUUAGUCUGUUACUUUCAAGUUAAACUAUGUUUACGUAUCUGAGAUUCUGAGCUUUACAAUUAAAGAUCAUUUUCUUAUUGUUAUCUCAUCUUUUGCUACAUUCCUCACACACACACACUGACACACAUGUUGUUGGGAUAUUGGGCCGCAGGCCCAGUACCUGGAUCCAAGGCCCGAGAUAUCCAGUUCGUUAGGCGGGCUCAUCAUCCAGAAAAUGAACCAGCUUUUGGGAAAAUAUGUACCGAACGAGGUUCGGAUCAAUUACCAUACUUGGGCCAAAUCAUUAAUGGGCCAGAUCAAUAAAUGACUCCAGAUCAAUGUACCGAACGGGGUUCGGGUCAACCAGUGUACUUGGGCUAGAUCAACGAAGAUUCCAACAGGGUCCACUAUCCGUUCGGGCAGCCGGUAGCCAACAAGUGGCAGAGAGCAUUUAUGGCUAAAGUAUGUCGGCAGCUAGUGGGAGCAUGGGUUCCAAGUGGCUAGAUAAAGCAACCAAUCAACAUGAAGUACCCCAUACCCCCCAUUAGUAUAAAUAGAAGGAUUAGUUUCAUUGUAAAGGGUUAGCAUUUUGAUACUCAAGCCUAGAAUAGCAUUAUCUCUCGGAUUUCUUGUAUAGUUUACCGUGUAAUAGUCAAAUUACUUAGUACAAGUGGGCUUUUGAGUAUUCGUU
This is a messenger RNA of Cuscuta europaea, 2644 nucleotides long. Lineage: Eukaryota; Viridiplantae; Streptophyta; Magnoliopsida; Solanales; Convolvulaceae. The record is from the annotation of a GenBank genome assembly.